Messenger RNA from Numida meleagris (helmeted guineafowl), 2575 nucleotides. It is a transcript of the gene DAP, whose product is annotated as death associated protein. Gene Ontology annotation, biological process: cellular response to amino acid starvation; negative regulation of autophagy; apoptotic signaling pathway. The record is from RefSeq and is a predicted model, not a curated record. Gene Ontology annotation, molecular function: death domain binding. The transcript is spliced from 4 exons. Lineage: Eukaryota; Metazoa; Chordata; Aves; Galliformes; Numididae. The coding region runs from base 104 to 418 and encodes 104 amino acids.
UGGGCGCGUCCCGGCGGCGGCGGGCGGCCACGUUGACAGGGCGGGCGGCAGGCGGUGCUGGCGGCGGGAGCGGGAGCGGGGUGUGGGCGCUGUCAGGGUAAACAUGUCUUCGCCUCCCAAAGAGAAAGCCGAGACCCGGGCCGGACACCCUCCUGCUGUUAAAGCGGGUGGGAUGCGGAUUGUGCAGAAACACCCACACAGUUCUGAUACCAAAGAAGAAAAAGAUAAGGAUGAUCAAGACUGGGAAACCAGCAGCCCACCUAAACCAACAGUGUUCAUCUCCGGUGUCAUAGCAAGGGGUGAUAAGGACUUCCCUCCAGCAGCUGCUCAAGUGGCUCAUCAGAAACCACAUCCUUCAGUGGAGAAGCUCCCUCACCCUCAACAUGUCAAGCAGCAUAUCCACCAACCUCGCAAGUGAGCUCGCCACUGAAAUCUCAACCAAACUGCCAUCAGUGAAUAUGUUUUCGAGAGAAGACAUUGACCCUUCAUGGUUCACGCUAUCAAAUCAGUAAUAUUGACCUCUAAAAUCAUAUCCUGUCCUGUUCUCUUACUUUAAUUCCCAAGGGUUAAUAAGAACAAAUACAGUAUUGAGUUGAUACACCAAAUGGAAAAUUUUACCUUUUCUGUUAAGUAUGUUAAGUGCUGAUCAAGGGUGUUUUUUUAUAAGACUGUCUGAUAAGAUGAAAAUUAUGAUUAUGACCAGUGAGCUUAAAACUUGUGCUUUUAGUUCUGGCAUUGCAAUAGCAGAUAGUUAAUGUAGUUUUUAUGCUAAACCAGUUGAGAACAGCCCCUUUAUACUGGUACUCUUACUAUCUGGAGGGAGCUUGUUGUGUUGAGACAGAAAUUAGUGAUUGUCUUGAAUACCCAGAACCAGUAUUGCAGUCUUUAGUAGCCUGAGAUGUUAGAUCUCAAGUGGGCAGAAAUCCAGCUGAAUCUUUUUUUUACUUGCACUCCCAAUCUAGAUGAAGUUCUUUUGUGCAGGCUCUCCACAUGUGGAGGUCUAUGGGUACGAAAUAGUAGUCAAGAGUAAUAAGCAUGCUGCUGCUCUGACCUGACAGGCCAGGUGGUGAGGUGAUGAUUUCUCAAUUCCAAUAACAAGUUGAAGGAAUUCAGGACCUUCAAGAAUUGAACUUAAACUGGAGGAAAAUUUGUUUUCUUUUUUUAAAUGACGCUAUUAUUGUGUUUAACUUCAGGAGCCAAGCUCUCUUACGCUUCUUUUUAAAAAUUAUUAUAGGGAAUAAAAGUUACCUUUCAGGUAGAGCAGUUGGAUUAAGUUAGGCCACAUAAUUAAAUAUUCCCAUUACACGGUUUGAAAUGAAAAAAGCACAAACCCUGUCCAGUUCUUUCUUCAUCUCUGUAAAACCCAGGAAAGUAAUUUUUUAAAUAUUCCACCUACAUUUUAAAAAUGUACUUUUGUUUUUGACUGACUAUAAAUACAGUACAGGUCUUAAUGCCCUGUGAGUUUAUAAAACUUCGAACAGUCUCAAAAAAAGUGAGUACAGGAGCAAAAUGCUGAGAAAUACGGCCCAUUUCACAGAUGGAAUAACUCAUGUCCCAUGAGUGAAAGGGACCUGGUAUGUCCAUCUAUUAGAAGGCUUGAAAUGCAAAGGGUAUAUUACAAAAGAUAGGCAUGGAUGUAUUUAUUCUGCACCAAGGAAGGGACCUAUGAUCUGGGUAUGAAGUCCUUAUUUUCAGUUUAAUUAGAUAACUGUACUUGCCUUAAGGAGUGAGUGUUGUUUAUAAGAAUUAAUCUGCAUUACAAAAUGCAUAUUUUUUUAAAAUACGCUUUCUGAUGUCGGUACUUCUGAGGCCUUGUUCUUAGCCACUCAUGAGUGUACAAGUGAUUCACACAUGAGUAAUUUAUCCUUAAAGGUAGAACUGUUGAACCUCAUGGAACGUAUUUAUGAGCUAAUUCACCAGCAGGUUCAGGCCAGUGAGACUAUCAUCUCAUUGACGCAGCCAGUAGUUAGUUGUCAGUGUGCUGCAUCAGUGCCUCAGCAGAUGGUCAUGGUCACUUGAUGCUGGUAGCUGCUGGCUUAAGAAUGGUGGCAUUCAGCUCUCCUAUUUUUAUGUCUACAACUGAAGUAGUGUGUUGACUCUAACUGUAGUCAAAACAGGCAGUAGAGGAGAGGUAUGACACUUCUGGCUAAUGUUUCAAGAUGACCUGAAUUGCUCUCGCCUCCAUUCAUUGGCUGUAGUGGAAAAUUAAAAGUACUUCAGAGUAGCUGCACACCAUUUGGGGGGUUUGGACAGCUCUACUCUGUGUGUUUCUACCUUAUGCAAGCAACACCACAUUUCCAGCUUUUGAGUUAGAAACAACCACUCUUGGUUGUUAAUGCGAUAUACACAGCAUAUAUAGACAGUAUCACAAUUUUGUCUCUGAUUCCUUAGAUAGGUAUAUAAGUUUGUACAAUGAAGUAUGAUUUUCAAGAUGUCUUUAGUCACUUUCAGAGUGCAGGAUUUCCUAUAUGAUUAGAAAGUGUCUCUGUAUGAAAGCAUAUUAUAUAUGGUUGGAAGAUAUCCAUGCUUAUGCAUAGCUUGCCGAAAAUAAAGAAUCAUAAUUGGUGAUCUGGAA